Molecule: messenger RNA, 5538 nt
Organism: Micropterus salmoides (largemouth bass)
Lineage: Eukaryota; Metazoa; Chordata; Actinopteri; Centrarchiformes; Centrarchidae
Gene: kdm4b
Product: lysine (K)-specific demethylase 4B
Exons: 22
Coding region: 165-3854 (1229 amino acids)
Biological process (GO): chromatin remodeling
Cellular component (GO): nucleus
Molecular function (GO): histone H3K9 demethylase activity
Source: RefSeq, a predicted model, not a curated record
CGGGAGUUUUGAUGUGGGCGUGACUCCGAGUAGCUUCGGCUAGCUAAUGCUAGAGGAGAAUCGAUCCUGGGAAUUAUACCAAACGAAACCAAAUCGAUUAAAGAAAACAGGGAGAGGACAAUACUUUGCAGCAGGAGGUUUACCUGCAACCCUUAAAAGGCCCAAUGGCUACCGACAUGCCCACGGACACGGUGCCGUCUCCUCACCCUGCACCAGCCUUACCCCCUGACACCGCCCCAGCCUCCCCUCCUGCUGUCAGCUCCAGUGCAACCCAAGAUCCGUUUUCGACCCAGAAUUCAGCAAUAGCUGAAAACGCUGAAACAGCGGUGACCUCAGAACAAGAUGCUGCUCCAGUUCCCACCCCGGCCCAGCCUACAGACCCAGAUGUGGCCCCAGGUUCUGAGCUGCCCUCGGUCUCUCUGCUGCCACCCCCACCGCCUCCAGUCAGCGCCAAGAACCCCAGCUGCAAGAUCAUGACCUUUCGGCCCACCAUGGAAGAAUUCAAAGACUUUGCCAAAUACAUUGUCUACAUGGAGAAUCAAGGAGCUCACCGUGCUGGCCUGGCAAAGGUGAUUCCCCCAGAGGGCUGGAAGCCGCGGAAGUCCUACGACACCAUUGAGGACAUGGUUAUUCCAGCUCCCAUCACGCAGGUGGUGACUGGACAGUCAGGUCUGUUCACUCAGUACAACAUCCAGAAGAAGUCUAUGACGGUGGGCGAGUACCGCAAGAUGGCGAACAGCAAGAAGUACUGCACACCCCAGCACAAAGACUUUGAUGACCUAGAGAGGAAGUACUGGAAGAACCUAACAUUUGUGUCACCCAUUUAUGGUGCAGAUGUCAGUGGCUCCAUCUAUGAUGAGGACAUUCAAGAGUGGAACAUUGGCCAUCUCAACACCCUGCUGGAUAUGGUGGAGCAGGAAUGUGGCAUAGUCAUUGAGGGUGUCAACACUCCUUACCUGUACUUUGGCAUGUGGAAGACCACAUUUGCCUGGCACACAGAGGACAUGGACCUCUACAGCAUCAACUACCUGCACUUUGGACAGCCAAAGUCCUGGUAUUCCGUCCCACCUGAGCACGGCAAAAGGCUGGAGAGGCUGGCACAAGGCUUCUUCCCGGGCAGCUCCCAAGGCUGUGACGCUUUCCUUCGCCACAAGAUGACGCUGAUAUCUCCAUCCAUCCUGAAGAAAUAUGGCAUUCCCUUUGACAGGAUAACUCAGAAUGAAGGGGAGUUUAUGAUCACCUUUCCUUAUGGCUACCACGCUGGCUUCAACCAUGGCUUCAACUGCGCAGAGUCCACAAACUUUGCCACCCUGCGCUGGGUGGACUACGGCAAGAUGGCUACCCAGUGUACCUGUCGUAAGGACAUGGUGAAGAUCUCCAUGGACGUGUUUGUGCGCUGCCUGCAGCCGGAUCGCUACGAGCUAUGGAAACAGGGAAAAGACAUCACGAUGUUGGACCACCUUAAGGCCACUGAGCUCAGCAGUCCUGAACUAGAGACCUGGAGGCAGCAGCGUGUAACCCACCGAGCAAACCUCCUGCGAAGGGCCAUGCAGAAGAUGAAGCAGUUUCGUCGUCUAAAGCUGGAGGAGGUGAAGGUGCUAGCAGAGGAUGGCAUUGAGCUUAAUGCUGCCGAGUACCAACGACAGGUGGAGGAGCGUGAGGCUCAACGGAGGCAGGAGAGAGAGGAACGUUUAGCCCGAGAGGCCAUGAUGACCCUGGAGGCCAUGGAGCGCGAGGAGCAGGAAGCCGCCGAGGCUGCUGCUAAAGCAGCAGAGACUCCAACUGUAGAGGCUCAAAAACCUGAGGCCAAACCACAGAAUUUGACAGAGGACAUGGAGAAAAAGAAGCAGAAAAAGCCGAAGAAGUCAAAUAUCCACAGCGCCAUCACUGGGUUUGAGCAAGCGUUUGAGCAGUUUGCUACAUCCGGCAUCAAGAAUUCAAAAACGGCCAUGGUCAGUCAUCCAGGGAGCUCUCUUACCCCAAGACAGAGUGACGUCCCAGCAGUGGAUGUGAGUGCCACCCAGCCAUCCUACUCCAAGAUGAAGAUGCCAACAGAAGUAAAAAAGAGUCGCCGUCACCCCCUCAGCAAGCCGCCCAUGCGCUCCCCUCUGUCCAUCGUCAAGCAAGAACCAACAAGCGACCAAGAGCUGUCCUCACCCAUGCCGCUGGACAGCAGCAUGAAGAAACAAGAGCACCUGUGGCAGAAUCACUCUCCCAACUUCCUGGCAGAGAAGGCCUUCAAUUCUGCAGUGGCAGCACUCAAACCACACUGUGCUAUCUGUUCACUCUUCUGUCCCUACACAAAGCAAAACAAAGACGUCUUAAUUGUGAAUGAAACCAAUCGCACCUCCUUUCCCCGUCAUGGCAGUCGGACUAGUCCACUGGUCCCAGAGAUGUGCUUCAGCGCAGGCAACACUGAGCCUUCACCCACCAACCAUCACAUUGGAGAGGAUGGGACCAGUCUUCUGCUCUGCUGUUCAUCUUGCCAGAUGCAGGUUCAUGCCAGUUGCUACGGUGUAAAGCCAGAUUCUGUCGGUGAAUCCUGGAUGUGUUCCAGGUGUGAAGCAGGAGCCUGGACAGUGGAGUGUUGUCUCUGUAAUUUGCGUGGUGGUGCUUUGAAGACUACCACAGACAACCGGUGGGUCCAUGUCAUCUGUGCCAUCGCUGUGGCUGAAGCUCGCUUCAUCAACGCCAUUGAGAGGGAGCCAGUGGAUGUCAGUGCUGUUCCUGAAACACGCAAAAAUCUGAAGUGUGUGUUCUGCCACGGCCAGAAUGCCAGUCAGAACCGCGGCGCCUGUAUACAGUGCUCAUACGAGAACUGCGCCACCUCCUUCCAUGUCACCUGUGCCCAAAUCGCUGGAGUAGUCAUGAUGCCGGCCGACUGGCCCUACGUGGUGUCCGUCACUUGCCACAAGCAUAAAAGGGCCACUCCAAAGUCUCGGACAGCGCCCAAAGUCCCACAGAGCCUGAACCUUGGCCAGAGAGGGAUUGGCCGCAACAGUGAUGGCUGGUACCACCACUGUACCAUCAUCGGCAUGGCAACGCAGACUUUCUAUGAGGUCAACUUUGAAGAUGGCUCAUAUUGUGACAACCUGCACCCAGAAAACAUACUAAGUCAUGACUGCCUGCGUACCGGUCCUCCUGAGGUGGGGGAGUUGCUUGUGGUCCACAUGCCCACAGGUCAGGUCCUCAGCGCUUCCUUUGUCAGACAGCACACCCACAAGUUCUACCAGGUUGAGUUUCAUGACCACAGUCAGCUGAUGCUAAAACAGUCAGAGAUCUAUCAGCUCGACCAGGAACUGCCCAAAAGGGUCCGAACCAGACUGGCCAUUCCUGUCCCAACGGAGGUAUUUUCUUCAGGAGAUGAAGCCCAAGCAGCCAAACGCCGCUGCCUGACCUCAGGCUUAGGCCCUUCCGCUCAAACCCCCAUGGAGACUGCCAGUAAGCCCGUCUGCCCCCUUACUACAGCCCCGGUAGCAGCACCAGCAGCAAAACAUCACAGUGUUAGUACACCGCUGACCUCACAACCUCUGCCCCAGGCCACCACGACCCCACAGGAGGCCCCGGCCACAACCAGUGGCAUUCAGAUGGUCACUGAGAUCCCAAUGGACACAAGUGCCGACCUCACCAACGUUCUAAUGGCGUCAACCGUGGCCUCAGACCCCACGCUGAUUCCACAGACAACCCCUUUUCAGUCAUUGAACUCUGACCCCCUCCUGUCUGCCGUUUCCCCUCCCCAGCCGCCACAGCACAUGUCCGACAGCUACAUGCCGAGCAGUGGCUACGUUUCCUACAUGGAGACCCUUCUCCAUUCACAUUUCCCUCAGGACGAUGGACCCGGACCCCUGUAUUAAAAACCAACUCCACUAUAUUAUUAUUAUUCCUUGGCCAGUGGAGGCUGAGCCAAUAGGAAGUAAGCUAAUGGAGGUGGAUUCUACUGAGUGCUGUAUUAAUGGACAAAAAAACAUUUCCUUCAUCGGCUCUGAGAGCUCAGGGCGGGAAAAGGAACAGACACAGACACACAAGCACUCUUUUAAUGCAUGUUACUUUUCUAUUUUUGAGUUAAUGUAUUUGCAGUGGUGCUUUAGCCUACUCUGAAGCAGCAGCUAAAAAGGACGAGGGUUUUUUAAUUUGUAAAAUUAUUAUGUUGUUUUUUUUGGGUGGGGGGUUUUGGCCUUUUUGCUCUUUCUUGUUUUUGUUCAGCUGCUGUGCUUUUCUCCUUCAUCGUAAUAGAAAUACGUCUCUGGGUGGCAUCAACUCCAUACCUCGUUGCAUUAAUUCAAUGACAGCACACUCCCUUUUUCUUUGUACAGGAAGCUAAUUACAAUGACUGCCUCUCAGCAUUGAGGCCCUGUUUCACUUAUUGUUUCUUUUUUAAAUAAAAUAACCAGCAACAAAAUUCUAUUUUUCAAUCCAGCCACUCUUGGCUUUGAACUGGUGAAACUAAAGACUCAAGUAAUAAUGUCACAUUGUCCAUCUACAGGAUAAUUUCAGUAAGGUGUUUAUUAUCAGAUUGCAAGAGGUAAAUGGGGAGAUGGGGUAAAAAAAAUAAUGUAUUGUGGGGGGAAUCCAGUAUUUAAAUGUCUUAGUCAAAUAUUGAAAUAAUUAUUUGUAAUAGAAGAAACCUGUUGAAUGCAACACUAGUAGAUGUGUCUGCAGGAUGCAUUGAAUUUUUGUGAAGAUGUGUCACAGUAGUUGACAGGUGAGACCUUUAUGUAUUGACGUCACUCAUAUGGUCAUUUUUGGCGGCUCCACUUUUCACACCCAAAACUAUCUCAGGGUUCCUACAUGUGGAAAAUAAAUUCCGUUUUAACAUCCAAGUCUUCACACCGUUAAGGAAAUACAGAACAGCCCAGAAAACUGCCUCAAAAUAUUCCUCAGUCAUGAUUGGCGCGUGAAUAUGUUGCUUAUAUUGUCAUUUUUGCUCCUGUUAACAGUUUGUCUGCUACUCUUUACUUUCACAUAUUUCUCCUAUUGACACAUGAAGUGGUCAAAUGUAUGAAGUCCCAAAGUCUCUUAAAAGGAUGAAAGUCUGGAAAAUGUCUGAUAUUUGGAAAUAGAAAAAUACGUAGGAACCCUAAAAUCUGGAAAUAUUUUGUACCAUUCUUGGUUUCAAGUGUGUAUGAAUCAAUAUUGUAUAUUAAUAACGUGUUUUUUCUAUCAAUGUAUCCUUUCUAUGUUAAUUUUCUGAAUUGGAUUCACAAGCUUGGCAAAUCUAAAAUAUUAAUAAUUUUAUUUUGACAGAUUGCCACAGGUUACUCCGUUUUACUACUCAGUUUGUACUGGUACAUCUUUUUUUUUUUUUCCCAGAUGUGGUCAUUUUUUGCUACAUAGGUGCUACAGAAACAUUAAACUACUGAUGGACUGAGUUUCCCCAACACUGUCACCUUGUACAUACCGCAGGCCUUGUGUAUUGUGAAUCAAAUUUGUACACAUACCUUUCUUUUCCUUCCCCCACCCUGAAAUUUGGAGCACACCUGUGAUAUCCGUCAUGAAAAUCUUGUUUCAUAGGGAUUAAAGUGGGUUGCUAGUCGCCAA